This is a messenger RNA of Coniophora puteana RWD-64-598 SS2, 804 nucleotides long. RefSeq lists its product as uncharacterized. The record is from RefSeq and is a predicted model, not a curated record. Bases 1 to 804 code for a protein of 267 amino acids. NCBI's taxonomy places the organism in Eukaryota, Fungi, Basidiomycota, Agaricomycetes, Boletales, Coniophoraceae. The transcript is spliced from 7 exons.
AUGACACAAAUAACAGAGGUUCAAAAGCAUGGAGAAAGGGGUGUCAUAUCGCAGGAAGGACGCGGUCAACUUAUAUCGUCACAGGCAACCCAUGGCCAUGAAGAAAACAACGAAUCUCAGAGUGGACAAGCUCAGGCGUCAACGGACAUGAAUUCGGACGCAGAAAGUUUCAUGAACUGGCCUGCAGUUCCUCAAAGACGGGAAGGCGUCUUGGUGGAUACAGACCUGAAAUCCGUGUGUUCAAAGAUGUCGACAGCGGAAUUGAAGAAUACUGACCCAGAGAGCACUGUUGCCAGCCCUCAUCGGCAGGCUUUCAAGCGGCUCCGGGUUCGUGUGAGGAGACAUAUCAAGGAGAUAAAUGGGAUCGUUACUUUGCUGCCAAGCCGUCUCCGCAGCCGCCUCGCUCUUCAUGAUCACUCAAACGGGGUGACAAGCGUACUACGCCGUUUAGGGAUUCGUCCAAGCAUUGUCAACGGGGAGGAUACCUUUGGUCCGCAAGAUGACGGCGGAGGACACGGAUCGCUUCCCAAGCGUACUUUGCCCGAACCACCAUGCGUGUCGGAAAUCAUAUACGCAUCGCAGGCCGAUCCGCGAUAUUUGGGGGCACCCGACAGAGAUAUCAGUCUACUUCAGUUGUUCUGUUGCUUCAACUCGGGAGCACAUAGUACCUCGCCUACUAACAUGAAAAGGGGAUAUGCUUCCGCUCAGCCACAGACGGUUCCAGAUCAGACGACAUCGUCUGAAAAGCGCCAAGGGGCCUCUGAAAAACCAAUGGCUCGAAAGCGAAGGUGGCAGACUCUCUAG